UGGCCCUCCAGGUGCCCGGCUCCGCGUGCGGGCACUGCGGCUCUGGACAGCUGCAGGGGAGGACCAGUACAGAAUGAAAAUGCAGCUCCUGGGGUUGGUGUUCUGUUUGGUCCUUGGGACCUUGCAGUGUGAGGCGUUCAAAGGGAAGCUGGCAGCUGUGGAUCCCGAAACAAAUAUGAAUGUGACUGAAAUUAUCUCUUACUGGGGAUUCCCUAGUGAGGAACACUACGUUGAGACAAAAGACGGCUAUAUUCUCUGCCUUCACCGAAUCCCUCAUGGGAGGAAGAAUCGUGCUGACAAAGGUCCUAAGCCAGUUGUGUUCCUGCAGCAUGGCCUGCUGGCCGAUUCCAGUAACUGGGUCACAAACCUUCCCAACAACAGCCUGGGCUUCUUCCUGGCGGACACAGGUUUUGACGUGUGGAUGGGGAACAGCAGGGGAAACACCUGGUCUCGGAGACACAAGACUUUAUCCCCUUCUCAGGACGAAUUCUGGGCUUUCAGUUAUGAUGAGAUGGCAAAUUAUGACCUAUCAGCUUCCAUUAACUUCAUUCUGAAUAAAACUGGCCAAGAACAAGUGUAUUACGUGGGUCAUUCUCNNNGUGUUUCUCCAGGUUUUAUAGCAUUUUCACGGAUUCCAGAGCUGGCCAGAAAGAUUAAAAUGUUUCUUGCCCUGGCUCCUGUGGCUUCACUCAAGUUCGCUACUAGCCCUCUAAAUAAAUUAGGAGACUUUCCAGAUUUUCUCUUCAAGGACAUAUUUGGAGUCAAACAAUUUCUUCCCCAAAAUGCGGUUUUGAAGUGGCUGAGCACAAAUGUUUGCAGUCGUGUCAUUCUGAAGGAACUCUGUGGAAAUGCUCUUUUUGUUCUAUGUGGAUUUAAUGAGAGAAACUUAAACAUGUCUAGAGUGUCGGUGUAUAUAACACACUCUCCUGCUGGAACUUCUGUGCAAAACAUAUUACACUGGAGCCAGGUUGUUAAAUACCAUAAGUUUCAAGCCUUUGACUGGGGAAGCCACGCCAAGAAUUAUUUCCAUUACAAUCAGACUUACCCUCCACUUUACAACGUGAGAGACAUGCUUGUGCCCACCGCCGUCUGGAGCGGGGGUCAGGACCUGCUGGCGGACGUCAACGACGUCAGCAUAUUGUUGCCCCAGAUCACCAACUUGGUGUACAACAAGCUCAUCCCCAAAUGGGAGCAUCUGGACUUCAUCUGGGGCUUGGACGCCCCCUGGCGGCUGUAUGACGACAUGGUGAAGCUGAUGUCGAAACACCUGUGAGCCGCGCCGGCCAAGUUCACCGUCAUGAUGCCGGGGAUCAGGCAGGACACCCGUAUUCACCCGCUUUCCGCAUUGCGCCGUUCCCGUGCAACGCUGACAGAUGGAUGGAAUGACAGUUGACGUGCUCUUCUGACACACCUUCUUCAGCUGCAGUAAUAAAGGAUAUUUUACUGAUACUUACUUAUUCUGCACUGAUAGAUGCGGACAGCAUCCUACUACUUUGUAACACUUAAAAAGCCUUGAACUUUUCGAUAAAACUGAGUAGCCUUGC
This is a messenger RNA of Puma concolor (puma), 1544 nucleotides long. The record is from RefSeq and is a predicted model, not a curated record. NCBI's taxonomy places the organism in Eukaryota, Metazoa, Chordata, Mammalia, Carnivora, Felidae.